Xenia sp. Carnegie-2017 is the source of this 1987-nucleotide messenger RNA. Its product is annotated as carbohydrate sulfotransferase 1-like. Lineage: Eukaryota; Metazoa; Cnidaria; Anthozoa; Malacalcyonacea; Xeniidae. The transcript has a single exon. Gene Ontology annotation, molecular function: N-acetylglucosamine 6-O-sulfotransferase activity. The coding region runs from base 182 to 1870 and encodes 562 amino acids. Gene Ontology annotation, biological process: N-acetylglucosamine metabolic process; sulfur compound metabolic process. The record is from RefSeq and is a predicted model, not a curated record.
CUAAAAAACAACUCAGAUAUUAAUUCGUCUUUUGAAAUCAGCUGCCGAUUCUUUGACAGGUGGUUAAAGGCAAAAAUACUUAAUCUCUAAAUUGCUCUUCAAAACAAACAUCUAGUCGAUAGCUGCCAUUAAUUGGGAACAUUUUUCAAAGCAAGAAAACAGCGUGAGUUUGUUAAAAAUAAUGCGCAAGAACAUUCUUGAAGAGAAGAAAUUACUCACAAAAACCGCCAUACAGCGAAGGAAAAAAUCGUCAUUUCGUUUGCGUUACGUAUUCUUGACAUGCGUAGUAGUGUCUAUUUAUGCAUUCAUAACGCUAUACAAAGAACUACAACAAGCUAGUCGUGUCUUAGCCGAUUUCAAAAGAGAGAGUUUAAUUUUAAUAAAAAACAAUUCUUUAGAAACGACAAUGCAUAAAACAAAACACGAAGCAACAAACUCCGAAGCUAUCGACGUUAACAAUGAAAUAUUAGAUAAAAUAUUAUGCUUUAGAAGUACGGAAAAUAAGAGUGUUUCUUCUCGAGUAGACUUGGAUGAAAAAAUAGGACGUCGCUUUCAAGAAAACGUGCUUAUGAUUCGGAAGCGAUUUUACGAAACGCAUCAAGCAAAAACACACGAAACUGAAAAAACAAACACAAAAAGAAACGCGCAAAAUAUUGGUCAAGACACGAACAUCAGGCAGUACAAAAUGAAAAAUGUCUUUGAGAACAGGACAAAUUUGCCAACUACCACGAACGAAUAUUCAUAUAAACAGUUCAAGAAUGAUUUCAGUUCAGAAUACACUAAAAAAAUGGGCUCAAAAAAAAUAACGGGAAGAUUCCCAAAGCAUAUGUCAAACAGUAAUGUCAUUAUCGUCGGUUAUCAUCGUUCUGGAUCGUCAUUUUUGGGAGAAAUGUUUAACCGUAAUCCGAACGCAUUUUACAUCUUCGAGCCCAUACACACAAUUGAUGUAUUUCUUGAAGCACGACGGCGUUUUCCGGCACUUUACGACACACUUGUUCGGAAUUUACUUGGAACUAUAUACGAAUGCAACUUUCAAAAACAUCCACUAUUUGUCAACACGCUCACAGCAUCCACAUUUCGUCUUAAAAGUGAAGCCUUAAGAUCAGGAGGUCUUUGUGAUCCACGCGUAAAUUUCGGAAAAAUGCACCUAUGUCAAAGAUUGAACGCGACGUUUUUGUCCCAAAUUUGUCGCAGUCAUCCACACAAAGUAAUAAAAACAAUUAGAAUGGUGCGAUGGGAAAAUCUUGAUUUCCUUCAACAUUCUACUCACACUCCGGCUAAGGUGAUUUAUUUAGUGCGUGAUCCACGAGGUAUAAUUACGUCUCGCGUGUCGUGGAUUCUUGAACGUUUACCGCAGUUCAUGAACUCCACAUCAAACAAAGCAAGUGAAAAGAUGCUGAAAGCGAUUUUGAAUUACAUUGGCAACGUAUCUAAAGAUUUAUGCACUCAAAUGAUCAAUGAUAUAAAAGAAUGGACAAAAAGAUCAAAACAUGACGAAAACUUUGCCAUGGUACGCUAUGAAGACGUUUCAAAAGACCCGCUGACCGCUUAUAAAAAAAUAUCGGAGUUUACAGGCAUAGCUCAAUCUCAGACUGUCAUUCAUUGGCUACAAAAUAACACUAAGUACUCCUUGGAUACAAAUUACUAUUCGACUACACGUAAUGCGACCGCUGUACCACAUAUGUGGCGAAGUAGGCUCACUAUGUCAUUCAUUAAUGAAAUUCAAAAUCACUGCGGGAACGUCAUGAACACAUUAGGAUACAAAUUGAUACGUAAUGAAAAAGAGCGACGUGACACAACAACAUCGCUGGUGAUACAAGAUGAUAACAUGGGAAACAUACGAACAUUACCGUAUGUUCGUAAUUUAUAAUGUGCAGGAGUAAAAUUGUCAUUGUAGAAAUGUUCUUCUUAUAAAAAUGGAAUGAGGAGGGGGGACUGGAAGAUACUUUACGUCAUAAUGACAAAAUAAAAAUGAUCCUGGUACCUU